GACAUUAGAUGCAAAGAUGGUUUCUUUCUCCUUUCAAACGUGAGAUGAAAUCUUCCCAUCUCUUCUCCUCCCUCUUUGAUGCACAUACACACGCAGGGAUGAAAGGGAGUUGGACGGACGAAGAGGAGCCGUCAGUGGGUAAAAGUUUCGGCGCUGCCUUUUCCAUUCCCACUUGCAACUGACUGCCCCUUUUGUUCAGAAUCAUCUCACCUCUUUUCUUCAUUUAUUUAUCAGUCCCGUUCUUGGUGAACAAAUUCUCUUUUAGAGCUCGAAACCAAAUUCAUUCGGGCACAGGCGCGAAUGCGCGGCCGCUUGUUUAAGCUUUAUACGGAGAAUAUUAGGUCUGUCUGGAUAUUAUCAUUGUUCACCACACUGUCCGAGCAUUUUGCUUUCGACCGUGCAUCUCAUUCAAGAAUCGAGUGCCAUUUGACCGGGGCCAAAAGCUUCUUUUGGAAGGGCAAAAGACCAAGUUUCUCUCUUCCUGUGCGUGUGUGUAUAUAUGGAGGCCCGGCAAAUCCUCGGUAGUUCUGCAGUUUUUUCAGACCUUGAGACCGACAACAUCAGCAGCAGCAGAAGUUGCAAGGAGAUCGACGCUCUUGAGUUCUUGAAUUGUUGUUGAUCGAUGGCGCUGAGGAGAAUCAUCAAGGAGCUCAAGGACCUGCAGAGGGAUCCACCCACGUCCUGCAGCGCAGGGCCUGUGUCUGACGACAUGUUCCACUGGCAAGCGACCAUCAUAGGCCCCAGUGACAGCCCCUACUCAGGGGGCGUCUUCCUGGUCACCAUCCAUUUCCCUCCGGACUACCCCUUCAAACCUCCCAAGGUGGCGUUCAAGACGAAGGUGUUCCACCCGAACAUCAACAGCAACGGCAACAUCUGCCUGGACAUCCUCAAGGAGCAGUGGAGCCCGGCGCUGACGGUCUCCAAGGUGCUGCUCUCCGUCUGCUCGCUGCUCACCGACCCAAACCCGGACGAUCCGCUCGUCCCGGAGAUCGCACACAUGUGCAAGACCGACCGACUCAGGUACGAGUCCACCGCCAGGGGAUGGACGCACAAGUACGCCAUGGGAUGAUAAUGCAUGCAGUGAGGCUGCCUGGGGAGCAAACAUCGUUGUAUCCAAAUCCAAAUGUUCUUUUUAAUAACGUAAUCUAACAGUAACAGCAGGUGGAGGAGCUCUGCAUUUCGUUCUCAAAAUUAAGAAGAGGAGGAGAGAGGUUCUAUGUAUGUACAAGAACUGUGUCCGAAUCGAUGUACCAUCACAAUCUCAUAUAAAAAAUGCAAGUGAACAAUAAGAUUUUGUUUUGGUUUUGAU
Molecule: messenger RNA, 1309 nt
Organism: Sorghum bicolor (sorghum)
Lineage: Eukaryota; Viridiplantae; Streptophyta; Magnoliopsida; Poales; Poaceae
Product: ubiquitin-conjugating enzyme E2 28-like
Exons: 3
Coding region: 623-1069 (148 amino acids)
Biological process (GO): protein polyubiquitination
Cellular component (GO): nucleus
Molecular function (GO): ubiquitin conjugating enzyme activity
Source: RefSeq, a predicted model, not a curated record